Diabrotica virgifera virgifera (western corn rootworm) is the source of this 22084-nucleotide messenger RNA. RefSeq names its product protein enabled (gene ena). Gene Ontology annotation, molecular function: SH3 domain binding. The record is from RefSeq and is a predicted model, not a curated record. The transcript has 8 exons. Bases 235 to 1779 code for a protein of 514 amino acids. Lineage: Eukaryota; Metazoa; Arthropoda; Insecta; Coleoptera; Chrysomelidae.
CCUAGCCUAGCACGGCAGACGUGUUUAUAUUCUUCGCGAAUGUAGCCAGCUCGUCAACCACCACGAAUUUUGUUAUCGCUAUCGCUAGCCGAGUGGUUUGGUUAUCAUCACUCGCGUAGUUUCCUGGUCGAAUUACUGUAUCCGAGCAUUAGCAUUGUUUUAAUACAUUUUUAAUAGUCUGUUUGUGUCGUUGUUUUGGUGAGCGCGAUAGAUAAGUGACUUGGUUCGAGAACAAUGGAUAUUAUGGAAUCCGAGCUCUAUCAGCAGCUCGAUCAGCUGGAAGAGGAGUUUAAUGUGAUUUUGAGGAAAGACAGUGAUUUUUCCUUGAAUAGACUGAAUAGCAAUAGCGUUACUUCUAUCAACAGUGUCAAUAGUAAUGCGUCUAGGAAGUCUGAAUGGGAGGAUUAUUGGGCAUGCGAGCAAUCCAUCGCUAGUGCCCGAGCAAGUGUAAUGGUAUACGACGAUGUUAACAAAAAGUGGAUUCCAUCGGGCACGUCGUCGGGUCUUUCAAAAGUUCACAUCUACCAACAUACGGUGCACCAGACGUUUCGAGUGGUUGGAAGGAAACUUCACGACCAUGAGGUCGUCAUAAACUGUGCCAUUCUAAAAGGACUGAAAUACAACCAAGCCACAUCGACGUUUCAUCAGUGGCGAGACAAUAAGCAGGUUUACGGAUUAAAUUUUAGCUCUAAAGAAGACGCAGAUUGUUUCGCCAGAGCCAUGUUCCAUUCAUUAGAAGUACUUAGCAACAUAGUUAGGCAACCCGCACCACCUCCCCAAUACGUCCCUCCAACGCAACAAAUUCAGCAACAAAUCCAACAACAAAUUCAACAGCAACCGCCUCAGAUACAAAUGCAACCCCAACCGCCUCAACCCCCUCAAAUGCCACAAAUGCCCCAGCAGCCCCAAUACGACGAAGAUAUGGGUUACCGCACGAUGACCCGCGAAGACGUCGCCAUUCUUCAGGAAAGGAGGAUAUCUUCGAAUCUGAUGUCGCCCCAACAGACCUCCCCCAUGACGCCACAAGUUAAUAACGUGCCUGUGCCACCCGCUAUGCCUAUGGGGGCACCUAGUCCUGUCUCACCCCCACAAAAUGUUCCAGUAGUCAACCAGACGACAGGGCACCAACGGACAGUAAGUGCCCCUCCCGCUCCGCCACCGCCUCCAGGACCUCCUGGUCCACCUCCGAUAACAGCGGCAGCGGCACCACCUCCCCCACCACCACCUCCCAUGAAUAUGUCCAGGUCACAAAGCAGUGACGGUGGCGAAAUCAAUUCUUUAGCUGCACAGUUACAGAAUGCUAGGCUCAAGAGGAAUAGUAAGAAUACUCCUCCCCCGACUGAAAAUAGUGGAUCUUCGACAAGUAGUGGCGGUAGCAGUAAUUAUGGUACUAUAGGAAGAGGUGGAGGCGGUAGUAUGGCCUCCAUGAUGGACGAAAUGGCCAAAACAUUAGCUAGGAGAAGAGCAGCGGUGGAGAAAAAAGUACCGGAUAACGUCGAAGACGAGAAAAAGGCUGCGAUUUGGGAAAAGACCAACACGUUGCCGAGCAAUUCCAAAUUCAGUUCCGAGUCACCUAAAGGCGUUCGAAAACGGUUCGGAUCAGCUUCAGAGGAAACGAUAUUAAAAGUCAAUGGCCUAUCCGAAGUCGGCGGUCUUUCGAUCGGUCCCACGGAAAUGGAGAGUCUUAAAAAUGAGAUAGUCAAAGAAGUCAGAAAAGAAAUCGCGAAAAUGAAACAAGACAUAUUAGAUGCAAUCAAAUCAGAACUGAACCGGAGGUAAUUCACGUGCAAAGUGCAACUACCUUUGCUGUUUAAUAAUUAUUGAAUUUUUUGUAUAAUUUUUACACACGAACCAGACUAAAACGACAAUUUAUAAUAACAUUUAAUAUGUAAGUAAUGAUAAUCUCGAUAUUUCUAACGUAUCCCAUUGUACGUUCUGUUUUUUGAGGUGGAUUAUGGAAAAAGAGUAUUCGCUGUCGUAUACACAUUCAGCUUUUCUGUACAUCUUUAGAAACAACUCAUUUCAUACGAUUUGAACACAUCUGUAACUCAUAACAAACGUUAAAUGUAGAAUGCUCAAAUUUUUCUGACUGGCUACUUUCGGUUUAUUUCGGGAGAUCUAAUAAUUAAUGUACAACGUGGCAACACUGUAACGGGUAAAUUGUAUGACCACUUUAUUUCACGUUAAAAACGGAACGUUUGGCUUAUGCAGAUCAGUGUUGCCAAAACUAUCAGUCACGUGUGGCAAGUAUUCUUUUUCUCAUGAUCAUCUUUCAGUGCGUCACAGUUUUUCGAUUUCUUUCUAACGCAUUAAAUUGUAUGUGACAGAAAAAAAGGCACGUCCGUGAUUACAGACAUUUACAACAUUUAUUCUAGUUAUUCUAGUUGUCGAUAGAUGGCGCCAUAAUAAAAAAAUAUUUUUUUUUAAUUAGAUAAUAAUAUUACAAAUAUAAUCUGUAUAAUUUAUAAGACUAUACAAAUCAAAGAAAAUACCAUUUUAUAAAUGCAAGAAACACAUUUGAUUUGUUUUUAUUCCAAAUUGGAAAUAAAAUGUGACAACUGUCAGAUUUAACUAAAAUGUCAUGUUAGAAUAAAUGUCAUAAAUGUGUAUUAUCACGGACUUACUCGUUUUCCUAUCAUUUGUUACGCACUGAAAAAUGCUCAUGAAAAGGACAAUAGACUGCCGAUAUACGAUUCAUUAUCUAUACGAUAGAAGCGGCAUCGACGCACUUCUAUCGUCCAUAAGGAAUACGUAACCCUAUAUACGCAACGUUUCCUUCUUAACGUGAAAAGCUCUUCUGUAGGUAUAAAAAUAAACCAGUUAUUGACCAAGGAAUGUGAGUGAACAAAAAAUUAAUAGGUGAUCCAUGUAACUGACUCAUUGGUUCUUUCAAUAUACUUCUUAUAAUUUAUCGGUGUUGCCAAUUUGAGAUUUUAAUAGUUAGAUCUUAAGCCGAUCGGAAAAAUAUAAGAAUUGUAUCAGUAUAUAUCAAUUUUUUAGAUUAUUUGUUGUCAAAAUCAAACAGUUUUCGCUAAAAAUUGAAUUUUGUGGAUUCCUACACGGUUUUUCUUGUGGAAAACAUAUAAGUACUGCUUUUAUAUAUUGUGUCUUAUAGGUGCCUGAUGAUUUACAAUAUUAACGUAUAAUGAAGUUUUUACUUCCAGAAAUUAUACAUAUUAUGUUUUUUGUCUUGCAAAUAUGUAACAAUUACUUUCGAAAAUAAAUCCCUUCGGUCAAGCUUGAAGUAUUGACUAACAAGACCAAAAAUCGAAUAGAAAGAGCACAAGAGAAAGAAAAAAAAAAUGAAGUAAAGUGAAUUAUGGCAAGAGAUAAAAUACGAGUUGAUGCGAUUAGUGGAGGAAGGGGAAGUGGAGGAAAAAGAGGCCCAGGGAGACAACGCACUAAUGGUUGAAAAAUGUAAAGCAGUGGAGUGGAAAAGUAAAAUGGGCCAUAAUGAUCGCAAAUGUCCUUAAAUGAUGAGGCACAUGAAGAAAAAGAAGGUGGCAAGAGAGUUAAAUAUACAAGCGAAGAAAAUAAAUUUUACUGUACUACAUUUUUAAUAAGACAAUACAAUGCCAUUUAGGCACACUUUAUAAUCUGGGUAAGAAAUCUAUAUACUUCGUGUGACACAAAAAACCAUUUAAAAUUUUUUUCAAAUUUGGAAAUGCUGUUUGCUACUUCUUAAUUUUAAGUCACGACAACUUCAACUUUUCUUGUAUUUUAAAACUGUACAAAUUCUUUUAACCACUUAAAGUCCUGUGUUUUGGAUCUCUGUGGGCAAAUUUUCAACCAAAUCGAAGUACAUGUAUUUUGAGAAUGAAGGAAAAUGUAAAAAACGGUAUUUUAACGUUAUAAUGCCGUAUUAACUUGUUAUAAUGCCGUAUAGUGCUAUUUUUGAGUCCUUUCUAUUAAAAUAUUUUUUCCAUUGAUACUUUACGAUGAAAAAGGCAAAUUUGUGUAAAUAAAUACCAAAUCACUGUAAAAUUGCUUAAUAUGAUAUUUUGGAAAAAAAAAGAAGAAUAAGGAGACGGUUCGAGCUUAAAUGUCUUACUAUUACGUUCCGCAGAAGCUAUACACCAAUUUUCAGACAAAUCGGAAAACCAAAAAUUUUUCGGAACAAAUCCAAAAUUGGUUGGUUUGAUAUGGAAUCAUCCUAAUAUUUUUUCAUAAGAAAACAUAUUUUAUAAAACUAUGGCAACAUUGGUUAAAAUGAUCCUUCGUGAGCUUAUGAAACGGUUGUCAUUAGUGUCAUUUCUUGUUGUUUCAUGGUAUAUAAUUGUGGAUAAUGGCAAUGGCUUUUAGCAAUAAGAUGUAGGUACUUUAAAUGGAAAUUAUAUAAAAAAGCAUGUGUGUGUACUUUGUAUGCACAUAAGAAGUUAUACUUCUAUUAUAUAAUUUCAACGAAACAAAUAUACUUAACAGUUUAUUUGUAUUUUAUUUAAAUAUUAAACUAACCUUCUUACCUACCACUUUCAAAAAAAAUUUAUUAAAACAAUACCAAAAAUUAACAAAUGAAUCGUCCGUGAUUUGAACCCGGGACCUCUCGAUCUCUGGUCCAAUGCUGAACCAAACAAGCUAUCAAGCCCCGUCUACGUGGUGUCUCGGAUAUAAUUACACAUCACGGUGGCAAACAGAUCAAGUGAAGUAUAAAAAUGUUAUAAUAGAUAUUUUAUUAUCUUACUCCCGAGGAAGACAAAUCCAAAGACACAAAAAUUAUAAUAAAUAAUACAUUUACUAAAAACACUAAUAUAUUCUUUUAAUGACUUACUUGCGCUGAUACAUACAUAACUUGAAAGAUUAGCAACGAACUACAUACUGUCUGUGCGCAUGCGCCCAGAAUUAUAAAAUUUCACUCUCAAUCGUAAAGAAGUAUUACUUCAAAAAAUAACGUCUUCCGCACUAAAAACGUGCCUAUCCGUGACAAAUGUUGACGAUCAUCAUGGCUAUCUUUAUCUUUAUCAUGGCAAAACAUCUGUGUAGCGGAAAAACUGCAUGGAUAUUUUGUUGAACCAGGGUCUGACGUUCAUUAACCAGAAUAUUUUUAAUUGCCAAUAAGAGGACCAAGCUGAGCGAAAAUACAAAUUACUUUUCAGAAGAUGGCAGUCAUUCCUUGACGAAGAGGAGGGUAUUCAUCUAUUAAAACUUUUAAAACUAUGAAUAAUUAUUUCUACAAUGUUCACAUUAUACUCCAUUUUGGAUGAAGUGGUGCAUCUAGUCAAUUAAAUUUGUCCAAAUGUCCAAAAACUAUAAGUGGACAGAUUUGCUUCUAAAUACUGUAACAAUUGCACAAAAAUUGAUAAGGACUGUGUCUUCUUUUGUGAUCCAGUUUUGACUUUUUAAUUGUAAAUAUACACAAAACUGGUCAUUUAACUUAACCGAUACUUGAAUUGCUAACGAAGCUCUUUUAGCAUCAAUUUUGAAGUAAAAUAGAUGUAUACUUAUUUGCAGCACCUUUGUGUAAAAAAAAUCUUUCUGAUUUUUCUAUUAGCUCCUUUCGUUUUUAACGACACAUUUUCUUGAAACGUGCUACAAUAAUGAAAAAGCAAUAAAUCAUUUGCUCAAAAAUUGAUAUUUUAUGCAAAGUACAGUUUUCCACAAGAAUAUAGUUGUUCCAUUAUGUCUUUGCACAAACGUCAUGAUUCAUUUGCAAACAAGUUAACAAGUUAAAUCAAAACAUUAAGCGAAACUUACGUCGAUAUGUAAUAUCAUUGAUAUGUACUGUCAAUGUAAUAAAAAUUUGUAGGUUAGAAAAUAUUAGUUGUGUCAUUAGCGUAAAAAUAAAUACUUACCGGAAGUAAGCAAAUUAAGAGAGCAAUAGUUAGUCGUUAUAACAAUUAUGUUUGAAAAUAAAAAUUACAACGACAUAUACAACCCUAAUAACACCAAACAUUCCAUGUAUGUUCCUAGAAUGUACACAGGAUAUUGAAAAAAUUCCUGGAAUGUCCUCAAAAGCACAAGAAUGUCCCCUAAAUGUCCCAGGAAAGUCCUCUGUCAGCAUUUUAAACAUUCCUUGAAUGUCUUGUUGGAACAUUCCAUGAAUGUCUACGAAUGUUCUUUGGACAUUCACAGUAUAUUUUUUAUACAUUCCCUGGAUAUAGUCGCUGAUGUGACAUAAUACCUCUGAUUUGUUUUUUCAUGAGUUUUGUAAGAGAGACUAAAAAGUUUUUUACAGUCACCUCCUAUUUUCAUAUGAUAGUUUUUGAUAUGUUUUGUAGUAAAUUCAACUAUCUAUUUCCUACAAAACAUGUCAAAAUUUACAUGUGAAAACAGGGAUGACCCUAAAAAUGGUUUUUCGUCUCCUACAAAAUUGAUGAAAAAGCAGAUAGGAGGUAUUGUCACAGCACCGACGAUAUACCAGAAGUAUAUGUAGCCAUACUUACCAAAUAAUACAUCCUUGAUAAAUAUAAACAUUUUUUUUGCACAAAAUCUUGUCAUAUAUUUUUUUCCAUCAUCACUGCGAUGAUGAUUCAUUGUAUUGAAUUGUACACUACAAUUACAAUCUGGUCAUAACUGACCAAUGAGCAAUUUUAAUUCAACCUAAAUUACUACUGUUCCUUAAAAUGAAGAGCUUACCCCGUAGCGUCUCUUAUCUAAUCUAACAAGAUCGUGCACUAUUCUAACAUACACAGGCACACAAGCACUAUGCUCUGCUUUUUACUAUCACCUAUCACUGAAACUAGUUCAAAAGGCUUUGUCCUCUUCAAUCUUCUAGUUGGCCCAGUAGUAUCGAGGAGCUGGAUUUCCUCAAUAUUCUUGUAGGUACUUAUGAAGUUGUUGCUCGUGACUUCCAACUUUACUCCAACUUUAAAAACAAAUCCAGCUGUAAAAUAUUUAUGUGCCUGAAGGCUUGUAUGCUUUCAUCUGCUGCUUAGAGUAGUAACUGUGAGACUCCACCAGAUAUGUAUAAAUAUCUAAUAGUAAUUUGGCGGAAUGCACUUUACUGUAAAAUCCAAUUCUGACUGAAUUGUAUAUGGAUCUAAAUCCCCAAUUAUUUUCAGCUUCAAUAAAUAUCUAAAACAAUAAAAGAAAUAAUGUUAUUGCUUGCAAAAUUCAUCAAUAUUGAUAAAUAUCAGGGAAAAAUGAACAUUAAAUAAAAAUUGUUUCCCCUACCUUUCUCCAACAUCUGGAGUUUCCAAUAAUAAUUUCCUUAAAUAAUCACUUUGCAUUGUUUAUAAAGUUCACAAAAUACAGCAAACGAAAUCCAAAUGAAUCCAAAAUAGACAAAAUACGACGAUAAACAAUGAGAAAUAGAUUCAUAUUAUAAACAUAACCUCUGUAACUUUUUGUAUGAGAACCAAAAGUCACGUGGUUUGGAUUGCCUAAUACAUAGAUACACGCGCGGAAAAUUUGAAAAUGAACGCAAAUGAAUAGUAAAUGUCCUCUCUUAAAAUAUAGGACAUUGGUACUAUGUUCAUAGAAUGUCUUGUGGUAACAUUCCACCAAUAAUUUAAUCAGAUGUUCACCGAAUGUUCCUUGAAUGUCCAGGACAUUCAAACAUUAAUAGAACUUUGAUAGUACAUUCCUGGAAUGUUUUGUGUUGUUAGGGAAAUACUUGAAAAUUUAAAUAGUAUGAAACACCAAAUAAUAAAUACAACAAAUGCGGUAAUGGCACUGUCACUGAAAAUGAUAAACGUCAAAGUUAAUAGUAAACAAAAUAUCAAAGACAUGCCAUAUUUUUAUCCUUGUUUAACUUAUUGUGGUUUCUAUGGACAAGCGGCUUAAUUUUGCGGUACUAGUUUCUGUUCGUGAAUAAUUUCAUGCAUAUGCAAAGAUAGAAUGGAAGAACUAUAUCACCGUAAAAAGGUAUCCACAAAGGUUCGUACAGAACAGCUGAAGGGUUUUAUUAAAAUUGCUAGAUAGAUGUCGUGAGAAAUUACAGCACUUUUUUAUAUUAAAAUAAUAAGUUUUAACAUAGUAUUUAUUUUACUAUUAUAUAAUUUAUAUUAUAUAUUUAAAAUGUUUUAGUGAUUCCUAUGUUGCGCAGUUGAAGUGAGGGAUUUUUACGCCAUUAUACGGAUUGGUAUUGUAUAUCUGGGAUCUAAGUUUAGACUUCGCAAAGGAAAGAAUUAUUUAAAAAAACUUUAACAUUGAAGUAUAAAACUUCUGUUGUAAUUGGUAUAAGUACUCAUCUUCAUCUACAUCUUCAGCGAACUUUGAAGUACUUACGCUAAUAACCGCAAAACCAAACAAUGGUUGGGCUUAAAUUGUAGACUACAUACUUAAAAGUAUUAAAUUAAACGACAUACAGUCGAUGUUUAAGUCAUUGUUUUAAAUAAAUGUCGCUACAGCGUUUUACAGCAAAUUAUUUCAUAUUUUACUUAGUAAGACGGUUGGUUUUAUAGUCCAAGAGGCAGCGCUGAAAAAUUUCUCUGAAUUUACUAAAGCUAAUUAUUUCACAGUUGAUUACUGUGAUUGUGUAGAGAAACAUACUGCGGUCGGUCAAGCUAAACGUAGAACAUGUAGUACUGACAGCUUGUCAAAAUUGUUUACCUGCGGAGGUAAUUAAAUCCAUUUACUAAGGCUGAAAAUCAGUACACACAUUCUAAAUUGAAUAUAAAUAAAAGUUAUAAUAACUAGGAAGACGACGAAAAGUUAUUAUAGUCGGUCAGCUGUAUGACGGGACAGAGCCGGUCGGUCGGCCCCAAUGAAUGUACAGGGUUAUUCACUAUAUUUUGACCCUCCUCUAAACUGCUUUAUUUACAGAAUUAGAAAAAAAUGUAAAAUACAAAACUGAUUCGAUUUUUAAAUUAUGAUUUUUGACAUAUAUAUCGCACUAGUGACGUCAUCCAUCUGGUCGUGAUGAAGUAAUCGACGAUCUUUUUUUAAUGAGAAUAGGGGUCGUGUCCUAGCUCAUUUGAAAGGUUAUUAAUUCUCUAUUCAGUAAUAUAAACAUUAACUUGAUUGUUUAUACAGGGUGUCCAAAAAAAUUUUUUAAAUAAAUUGUUUAAUUAAUAAUUAAAAAAAAAUUUUGGACAACUUAUAUAAAUAAUGAUUUUAAUGUUUAUAUUACUGCAUAGAGAAUUGAAUAACCUUUCAAAUGAGCUAGCACACAACCCCUAUUCUCAUUUAAGAAAAUAGUCGAUUACGUCAUCACGCCCAGAUGGAUGACGUCACUAGUACGAUAUAUAUGUCAAAAAAUCAUAAUAAAAAAAUCGAAUAACUUUUGUAUUUUACAUUUUUUUCUAAUUCUGUAAAGAAAGCAGAUUACAAGGCUUUAGUAAAUUCAGAGAAAUUUUUCAGAGCUGCCUCUUGGACUAUAACUGUCUUUCAUUUUUUUUAGUUUUACUCCUACCUGAGUACAAGGAAUCAGGAUUCGAUGGAAUUUUACCUAGAUAAAUUGACGGGUUGUGGAAUGCAAUCGUGGAUUCCCCCUAGUCAGCUUUAUUUAUCGUUCAUUUGUCUUGCAAAUUUUAGGAGGAAAAGCAAACGAUAUAAUAAGAUUUCCGAUCUAAGAUUUCUCAUUGUUUUAUUUAUAAUUUAUUUGCUGCAAAUCUACAUGGUAUGUCUCUCUUUAAUUUGAAUACUUUAGGUUUGUACACUACAAAUUUCCCAGAUUACAAUAUCAUGGAAGAUCACUAGAUAUACAUAACGUAGAAUUUUUCAUUUGGUUUUCUCAAUCUACAGUAUUAUGACGGAAGUAUCUUCUAAAUUUUUAUAAAUAUCUUUCCUAAAAUGAAUAAGACAUAUAAUAAAGACUGAAACGAUGUUUAUACAAUUUUAUAAAGGAGGAGUACGGUAUCUUUGACUAAAAAACUUCUACAACUUCACUGCCUGUGACACCUCUAACACACUUUUUUGAUUUUGUACUAUUCUCAUGUGGAUGAGUAGGGAAACAAGAAAUCGGGCAAUGUUUUUCAAUAAUUUUAGAUGCUGAAAGAAAAUUUAAUGACUGAGAAAGAAAUCUACAAAAAGAGCUACUAGACUCGGUUUACAUUUAUGCGAUAAAAUACAAGUUACAGAUGAGUUGGAAGUCAUAUCUGCAUUUAAAAGUUACGAGGGCGAGUCAAUACGUCCAUAACUUGAACGAAACACAGUCUCCUUUGAGUUCUAUACACUUAGGGCCGGUUGUUCGAACGCUAAUCAAAAAUGGAAUCAACUGAUCAUUAUCAAAUAUUUAAUUACUGUGACCAACUGUCAAUGUCAACUUUGAUUGGGUUGAUGAAAACAUAAUUGCAGUUAUGAGAUUAAUUGAUUAAUUAAUAAUUAGUCAAUCAAUGAUGUUAAUUAUCAUAAUGAUAAUUAAUUGAAUACAAUCAACUGAUUGGCGUACGAACAACGGAUUUUGUUAUUUGAUGGUUGUUAAGGGGACUUGAUUAUAAUCAACUUCUUGAUUAGCGUUCGAACAACCGGCCCUAAGUUCAACGUUUCUCCAAUCUUUUUAUAUCUUCGGAAAAAUGUGAUUUGUCGAGAUCAUCAAAAUAGGCAUUUGUUGUUGAGAUGAUUUCAUCGUUGGUGUCAAAUCUUUCUUCAAUUUUGAGAACAAGAAAUAUUCACCCGGGGCUAAAUCUGGAGAAUGGGGCGGAUGAGGAGCAAUUCGGAGCCUAAUUCAUAGAUUUUGCCAUGAAAACUGCACAGCACACAUGUGUGCACUCUUGCAUUAUCCUGGCGGAAAAAAACUUUUCUCUUAGCCAAAUGUGAUCGUUUUUUUUUUCAAUAGGUAACUUGCACAUUUUUUUUAUUACAUAAUAUUGUUCUGUUCUCCAAAAUUUCACGCUUCAAAAACUCAUAAUAUCUUAGAAGUACAAGUUUAAAAUCUUCUGUGAUUUAAAAUAGUUCAAACGACCCGUGACGUCACAUAGUUGAACUAUAUGGUUAUAGUUAGGUAUAUUUUUCUUCUUCUUUAGUUUAUUGGUCUCCACCUUCUUGGGUAUCUGGCCAGCUCAUCGUCGCGGAAUAAGGAAAAAAUAUUUAUAUUCUAAUGACAUUUAUAGUAUGUCAUUGUAAUAAUAUAUACCAGUUUAUUGAGAUUGGAGUUUGAUACAGUUUUUGAAGGAAAGGAAAGAAGGUUUACUAUGGAAAAUAAAACCAUUUUGUAAAAGUACAAAUUUUCUAUGAAUAGGUCAAACGAUCAAAAACACUUGUGACGUCACAUAACUGUAUUUUCUACUGACGUUUAUAAUGUCUAAUUUAAAAUUAUAUACAAUUUUGUUUACUUUGUUGGUGCAGAAUGUAAACAUAUAACCGGAUGACGUCACGACGCGUUUUGGGCUGGCUGGUAUAAUUUGAAUUUUUAAUCGUCUUUAGGGGCCAAACUAAAGACAAAAAAUCUUUUUUAUCUUUGAUAAAUGUUUUAAAUUAUGUUCUGUUGUGAUUUAUAACAUUUUUUCGAAUUUAAAAUUUUAUGCAAGUUCCCUACUAGGCAUCCAAAACGUUUGGCAUCUUCCAUACUUAUACGCUCACAUCGAAAUUAAGUAAACCACUUCUUUACCAUGGAAAUGGAUGGUGCAGAGGUCCCAUAAUAGCUUAGCCUUGGUUUGGGUAAUAGUUUUUUUCCACAAUCAAUAAUGCAUGAGCACACAAAAUUGACUUUUUUACCAUUUUCUUCUCAAAACGCGCGAUAGUUUGCUAUCAGCGGCUGCCAAACAAACUAAAUGACAGAUCUUGUUCAAAUUUAGACCGCAGUCAAGUGAGAGUUGCCUGUUGACAAGAACAGGGUUGCCAUUUAAUUAAGAGGCGGGAAAUUCAAAAAGUCACGCUCUUAUUGGCCCGCUCUCAUACUUUUAAAGGUAGACACUUUAUAUGUGCAAAUAUAGUGUCGUACUAGGAGACUCAGUAAAGUAUCAUCGCUUAGUGUGAUCCUCAUUUAAUAAAAUAAUUUGUAAAUCUCCAGUAGACAGCGAAACCUUCAGCAUAAAACUAGAACAAACAUAAACCGACUCUUGUUUCUUGUACUCCCCCUAAAACCAGUUGCACAAGCUUGUUAUCUCGUUUUUACUACAUUGUAGUCCCAUAUCUUGUACUGCGUAACGCCUGUAUAUAUUCUUAGCUUAAGGACUUCCAUUGACAGUUUUAUCUUGAGAUUGGACACCGAAUACUGAUCAUUACCACUUUUUCUGAGUAUUCCAUUACAUUAUUGUUUGUGUAAGUAUUGUUUUGGUAAGAAUUAUGUACAAGAGGUUAGGUUUUUCUUUAGUUACUAACUACGAAUCAUGAUUUUUGUUCAAUGUCUUUAAUCUGAACACUACCUAGUGCUUGAUGAGGUGAUAACUUGUAGCUAGUCUAUACACCAGCUCAUACUUGUACGACUAUAGCUGAAUAUGAAUGUACAAGCCUACAGAUAUAUCUGAAACCUCGAAGGUCGCGCCGGUAGCAAAUGAAGGAGAGAGGACUUCAGUCGAACGCGUUGUUUCAAAUAGUAAACAUCCAUUUAAAAUGCAUUGUACACGAAAUCAGUGGUUUUGCGACAUUCAACCCUAUUCUGUAACUUUUAACAAAUCGAAUAGAAAUGACCAAGUCGAAUCGUAAUUACCCGAAAUCGGAAUGUUUGAUAUCUAUCGCGUGAUUUUCGUGUUUGGAUUGGAAUUCUGUAACUCACAUCGUAAGCAGGUUAAAUCGAAAUCGGCAAUUUCUAUUUCACGCGGUCAAGAGGGGGUGGCAACCCCGCAUUGUCAAGCGAAAUUAGUGUUCUGUGACCUGUUUGUUACUAGUUCUAAAUUUGAAAUACGGCAUCGUUGCCAUAUCUUCAAUUUUUCAUACUAUCACAUUUACAGUUACAUUUUUAAAAAUAGUUUUGAAAUAACAAAAAAGAAACGUUUUGAAAAGUAAACAAUAAAAUAUCAGUGUAAAUAUUGGACACGAAACCUCAAAAGAUGAUAAAUGGUUUCAAAUCAAAGUUAAUUAAAAUUGUUAUAAAAAGAAGAUAAACUGAUAAAUAAAAAAGGUAAUGAGGAUAAGAUGUAUCAUGUAAGAUACAUCUACAUCAUACUAAUAAUUAUAUUACUAAUAAUUAUACAAUCUUAAGAUUUGAUUCCAGCUAGAAUAACUUAUAAACAACUUUUCCCAAAAACAGCGUCUUUUCUAUAAGUAUUUUCUUUUCUCUAAUAUGUAUCAAUCAACGCUAUAAGUCUCUAUUUAUAUUUUAAACAUUCUUGUACAAUCUAUUCUUGUACAUUAUGCCAUUGAUUGAAAUUGUGCAAGAAAUAAACAAAAAAAGUUUGGCAACGCUGUGACUGGCAAACAUUCAGCAUUCAGAAUCUGAAUUUCGGAUGCCAAAUCAAUUUUAAGGUUAGGUUUCAUGCAUACUCGUACAUGUCUAAAUUAAAUAUACCUACAAUUCCCUAAGUAAAUACCACCUCAGACUAAAAAUUAGAUACAGAUACAAAAGGUAAAAAUACUAUAAAUAAUGAUAAAUAAGUAGUAAUAAAUUAUUUUUAGUAGCUAUAAAAUAUAAACGUCAAAACAAAAUACAAUGCGCUUGCGUCAAGCACAAUUCCGAUUAUCGAAAUCUAAUUUCGACAGGGUAAAUGGUGUCGAAGUCAUUUCUAUUCACUAUUCCGAUUGUAGAGAUUCCGAGGGAGUUAUGGAAUACCGAUUUUGACUAUUUCUAUUCGACUUGGCUACUUUAUUCGAUUUUCCUGACUUCUAUCAUCGAAAUGAGUUACAGAAUGGAAAUGAUUGUCAGAUAAAAUCGUCGAAUAGUUGUUUAGUUAGAAUACAUUUAAUACGUUUUUAAUAAUCAUUAAUAUUAUAAGUGCCGUGAAAAAUAGGACACUAACUGCACAAUCCUGUGAUAGUAUAAACAUAGGUAGUUUUAAAAUUUACGCGGAAGCAAAUUUUACUGUGAAACAGGUAAUAAAUAAAAAACCGAAAAACCUGUGAAACAGAUACAGAUAUUUCUGUCGGUUUGUACUUAUCAAUAGAAUCUCCCUUUAAAUAAUACAUGCCUACACGCUAGAGUCUAGAGAGAAAUUCACACCAAGAGUGCAGUACGGCUAAGAGAGGGCAAUACAUUUCUAAUGGGGAAUAAACGCACAGGGUUGUCGGUCUUCACCAGUUGUUGAUUGCUCUCUCAAGAGCGUCGAACAGGAACUGUGGCAACACUGAAUGCGCCUUCCUAUCUUAACCGUACUGCACUCCCAGUGUGAAUUUCACAAUAGAGGUUAAUACAUUGGUUAUAGAAUAAAAUAACAAUGUACACAGUAAAGGCUUAGACUUAAUCAUGAUCUUUAAGAAGUCGGUUUUAAGAAGUUAUAAUUAACUGAUUGUACGUAAUGCUUACACUUUAUUUACUGAGAUAUAAAAAUAAGGUUAGUGAGUGUAGAGGUAUGAAAUGUCAAGUCUUCUAUACCACCGUAAAUAUAUUGAGGCUCUAUUUUAAUGUUUAAUUUGCUAUAAAUUGAAAUAGUUUGUAUAGAAUAUGUUGCAUCAAAAACAGUAUAGAAAGAGGUAAUAAUUGCGCAAUUGUUGAUCAUUUUUAUCAAUGCAAGAGGCACCGGAAGUUAUGGAAACGCCAAAGCAAGUCACAAAGCUCAGAGAAAUGGAAUGAAAUUCUGAAUCUCCGUAUAAUAGUUGAGCGGUUUUCUUCUUCAUGUACUAUGUUCUUUCAGAACGUUGUUUACCAUCAUAGCUAUCUUAAUUUUAUUCACUGCCACCCUAAAUAGCAUACUUGUAUCAAUACCAUACCAAUCUCACAAGUUCUUCAACCUGAAGUCUUUCUUCGUCAUGGACUGUGUUUGCCUGCUAUUUUCCGUUCCGUUUUUUUUUGGAACAGGCUUUUGCCAUUCAGCCAGUCACAACUUUUUUAAGUUCUUCCUAAAGCAAAGAAAAGAAAGUAAUUAUCACAAUACCUAUUUGAUUAUCAGUAAGGAAUAACAUGGUUACUCGCGUCUCGUCUAGGGACCCAUCAAGACAUUAAAUUAAUACACAAACUAGAAAGAUACUGUAUUAAAACGAGCGAUUUCGUAUUUAUAUACGACUUUAUUAAUUAUUUAUUGAUACAAGUUUUCUUUUACAAACUCUAGCUUAAAACUGAACUCUAUUUACAAAAUAUAUUCCUAUUUAUAGCUCAGCCGUUAUUCUGGAACAAUCCACGCUCAUCUCUAGUUAUCAUCUCCGCCCGCUUACCUGAGGUACGUUUUCGAACACCGUUCUUUACCCCUCUGCCGCCGCCCGCCGCCUCGAACAUUCGAUUACGUCAUACACGUCUCGAUUUGUGUAGUGGCGGCAGAGGGGUAAAGAACGGUGUUCGAGAACGUAUCUCAGGUAAGCGGGCGGAGCCGAUAGCUAGAAAUGAGCGUGGAUUGUUCCAGAAUAACGGCUGGGCUAUAAAUAGGAAUAUAUUUUGUAAAUAGAGUUCAGUUUUAAGCUAGAGUUUGUAAAAGAAAACUUGUAUAAAUAAAUAAUUAAUAAAGUCGUAUAUAAAUACGAAAUCGCUCGUUUUGUUACAGUGGUGUCAGGUGUGGGGUAAACUUAGUGUGAUAUAAAUACGUGAAUUAGAGAAAGACUUAAAAGGCUUUUGAACUUUAUAUGGGGGGUCGGUCAAGAGUUCUCUUUCGUUACAAUACACAAUUUGAUCAACUUGCCUAAGUUUGGUACUAUUAAUUAUCAAUUUGGUUUCAAUUAAAUAUCAAGUAUCUUCUUUUCUAUUAAAAAUAAUAUCUUAUGUUCUGGAAUCCGUUUUUGAAAGUUCUCUCUGUUUGGCCUAUGUAAAUUUUUUGAAAAUCCCUACAAUUGUUAAACAAGUGAAUUUUUGUUACAAUAUUAGUUCGUAUAUGUACUAACUGGUGCUUCUUGUAAUGAAAUUGGUUUAAAAAAUGUACAAAUGAUAAGUAUUUUCGCAGAUUUUAAGUUGUAUAGAAGACUUGUGAUAUUGUAAAAAUAUUAACCAGGAAUCUUAGAACCUAGUGCCAAUACUAGACUCUACCUACGAAUAUCUCAGUGUUGGUAAUGAUUGGAAAAUUUGUUUUUGACAUAUAUUGAAGUUGCUCCAUCGAGUAUUUGGGUACUCGGACGAACAAAAAGAGAAAAUGGCCGUGUAUAUUAUAGAAUUCAUUAGAAAGCUUGAUAGAGUAGCGUAAAAAUCAUAUUAUACAUCGAAAUGUCAGAACACGGGUCUAACUUUUCAUCAAAUAUUUCAAUUGUCCCUAGUUAAAUAUUAAAAAAGAUGUCACCGAUAUGUCUUGACUUUCAGGCGCCAUUUUUGUCGAAAUAUUGUGUAUUUGUACACCUUUUUGUGAAUUUAUUUAUUGCAAUAAAUGUUGAUCCUUCUAGCGAGUUUUAGGAAAAGAAAGGAUCUGACCUAACCUAACAUAACCUAGAAAAAAUGGCGUCUAAUGUCACACUAUAGACCAUUCCAGGGUGACGUCAUUUGACAGCGACUGGUGGGCAAAAUAUUGUAAACAAACUAGGUUAAGUGUAGAAAACCAUUGUUUAAUUAAGAAUAUGAUUAAAAUACCAGCGUUUUGUUCAGUUUGAAAGUGUUCCAGUAAAGGUAAAAGAGAUAAAGUAAGUUUUUUUUAUAAUACCAGCCGCAUUUAAAGACCGAAAUGUUUUAAAUCACUAUAAUCACAAUACACUGUAAACAGAACGACGAUAUGGGCCAAGAAAACUGAUUUUCUGAUUAUACCGGGUUUUUGCAUCCCCUACGAGGGUGUCCUAUAUCCAAUAUUUGAAAUUUUUGUAGUUAAAACCACAGAUUUUUUAUAAUAAGGCGAGAAAAUAGCAAAAAUAACACCAUAAACACAAUGUUUGCCCCUCGGCAACGGUGUCGAAAGUCACGUGACCUGGAAUGGUCAAUUAUGACAAAUUUAUUAAACAAUCAAAAUUAGCAAAAUUAUAAUUGCUUCAUAAACUGUGUAGUUCAAAUAGGUAUAAUAUCGUCUUCCAUACUGAAAAUUUACUGAUUUUUUUAAUUUCUCGAUAGUUAUUGAAAAAAAGUAGGUAGUGUGGAACUUGCUUAUAGAUCUAGACAGCUUCUUUUGAUUGGAUUUAGAUAAUCUUAGGAAACGAAUUUUAGGAAAAAGCCUAAGAAGAUGGCUUGGAUGUAGGUAAAGGUGAAGUGAAAGAUAGUAAAACAAAACAGGAAAUUAACAACUGAAUAAAAUCAACCGAAAUUGGAAUAAAAUAAUUGAUAACGUUACACCCUUACAUGACAUUAGUAACGUAAGGUUGCUAUGUUUCCAAAAUACGUUUCUUAACAGUAUAUUCCUCUUUUUUAGCUGAAAUGUAGUUGAUUCAUCGAUCUUUACGAAUCAUUUUUGCAAAUCAAAAUAAUACGUUCUACUAUAGAAAAUUAUAGUCGAGUAGCUAAAUUAUCGAUCGAAAUAUUUGUUGAACAGUUACGACCCCUCCAUCAAAUCUUUUGAAUUGUUACGUUUACCUUAUAAGGAAAUUUUUGAAACGCGAGCGAGGUUUGUAUAAAAAGAAAUAUAAUCAUUGGUAAAAGAUUUUAAUUAUACUAAUUAUAACUUUGUGAUAUUGUAUUAAUCUAUUGCAUUUAUUUUCUUUGUAAAUUAUUAUCAUGUACUUUUUCGGGACAAGACAUCUUGUAACGUGACACUUCGUAACGCCACAAAUGGUAACGCCGUUAAUUCGUAACGGCGACACUUUGUCACAUCGACAGUUCGGAACUAUAACUUCGUAACGGUAUAAUUCGUAACGUCAAAUGGAAUUAUUCUGUUUAUUUUUGUUGACUUGGAAACGAACUUUUAUUAUGGUUGCAAUAAUAGUAUAUUAUUUUUAAAUUUCCUCUUCGCUGCAAAAUACAUUUAUUGGAUAGAUACAGUGAUGCUAAAUUUGCCAAAAGAAAAACUAAAAAGUAUUGGCGUUACGAAUUAUACCGUUACGAACUAUCGACGUUACGAAUUAAGGCGUUACGGAUUGUCCGUUACCAUUUGUGUGGUUACGGACCGUUGCGUUACUAGAUGUCAUGUAACCGUACUUUAUAUAUAUACGUAUUUAUGCGCAUAUGUCUUAUAGUUAUUCGGGUGGCUCGAAGAGUAAUAGAGUUAAAGUAAUGGUCUUACGCUGUUGAGUUAUUAGGAAUGACAAAGCGAGCUGCAAGCUAAUGAUUUAGACGUCUUUAUUACUCUUUGAGCUACCGGGAUGACAGGGAGUGCUGUAAUUCAUUGGAAAAUAACUAAGGUGUGACAGAUGACAUCAAAAACGCGGUGUAGCUUUAAUUGUUACUUUUUUUCUAUCUAGAAAGUGUUCAGUUAACGAAAAUGGUAUCAACUUUACCGUUGCCACUAGAUUGCGUUUGUGAUAUUUAAUUUAUACAAAUAAAUCUCUCUCUAACAAUAAAACACUGAAAACGAUUGUUUUCUAUACUUCCACAAAAUUUAUUACAACUAUGUGACUACAGCUGUUUCGGCAGAGUGCCUUUCUCAAGUGAUUUAGUUUACUAUGUGUUUGCCUUUUUAAAGUCUUUAACUGAAGAGGUUGAGGAGGGGAGCUGUUUGUCUCGAGUUGGUCAUUCAGAAUUAUAUCAUUAUUUUUCAAUUUAUUAAUUUCCAUAGAUUCUAAUAAAGAUAGCUUAAGGCCUAUUGCCAAUUAUUAUAUAAGGAUUUUGAAUAUGCAGAAUUUGAAACUGUUCAUUAAAAUAAUGAUUAUGAUCUAGAAGGUGAAGUGCGUAUGUAUACGUGUCUGUUUUUCUAUUGUUGAAAGCCUUUUUGUGUUCUGCUAUCCGUUUGUCAAAGGUUCUGCCAGUUUUACCGAUGUAAGUUUUCGGACAGUCACCACAAGUUAGUUUGUAAACACCACUCUGUAGUUGUUUUCUCAUUCGGCUCUUAUUGUUCUUAAUAUAUUUGCUUAAGUUGUUGUUAGUUCUGAAAGCUGGUGUUAUUCCUUUCUUUUUUAUGUAUCUGGCUAUUUUUGUUGUUAUCUUGUGAUAUAUGUGAUAGAGCAGAAGGUACUGGGUUCUUUCUGUGGUGGUGGAUAGACUAAUUUCAGGGCUUUCUUAUGGAGUUUUUGGUUUAAAAUUUUGUUAAUUGUUUGUUCGUUAUAGCCAUUGUUUACUGCUAUUUGUUUAAUGAUGUUCAGUUCUAUCUAGAAGUUAUUUUUUGACAUGGGAAUUUCUGUCAGUCUAUGUAUCAUGCUAUGGUAGGCUUCUAAUUUGUGUUGUGUAGGAUGGGAUGAUGAAUUGUGUAUAGUUAUAUCAGUAUGGGUAUGUUUAUGAUAUACGGAGAACUCAUGUUUGUUGUGUAGUCUGGUAAUUGUAACAUCUAGAAAGUUUAUGGACUUAUUCUGUUCUGUUUCUAUUGUAAACUCAAUAUUACUAUGAAGUGAAUUAAUGUAUGAUAGAAAUUGGUCAAGUUCCCUGUUAGUUCCUGUAAAGCAUACUAGUAUAUCAUCCACAUAUCUCCACCAAUAUAAGAACUGUUUAAAUACGGGAUGUUUAGAAAUUGUUUCAAGCUGGUUCAUGAAUUAUGAAUGGGAUUAGAGGAUUACCCAUAAUAAGUCCUGAACUGUUGUUUGUGUAUAUUUGUUUAUUGAAUUCAAAAUAGUCUUGAUUUAUGCAAAUUUCAAGAAGGUGUAAAAUUUCAGAUGCAAUGAUCGAAUUUGUACUAUUAUGGUCUAAAAGAUUUUUAACUAAAACAAUCUCUCUCUCUUUCUGUCUUGUCGUCUUCCCAUUCUUGAGGAUCGUGUUUUACUCAAAUACUUCUAACAAAUUUGCUCCAUUGCAUUUCUUGUUUAUUUGGUGCUAUAAGUGUAGUGUCAUCAGCAAAUCUUUAAUUGGAGUUUUUCUACCAGCCAACGUUACUCCACCUAUCCAUUUUUCUAAAGCUAUUCUCAUAAAAAGUGCACCAUAAAGGUUGAAUAAGUCAGGUUAUAAAACACAACAAACAACCUUGUCUAGCCCCUCUCUCUGCUCUGAAUUGACUUGAGAACCUGUGAUCUAGUGAUGUUGCCAUAUUGACUGUUAAAUAAGUCACCAGUUGUAUCGGUGUCUCAUCUCAAAGAUUGCACAAUCAAAUGCCUUCUAGUGGUAAACAAAGCAUAUUAUCAAGGGUGCUUGAAAUUCUCUCAACAUCUCAAUUAGCUGUCUCAUCAGUACUUGCUCAUUCCGCUUGUUCCUGCGGUAUAAUAUUGUAGGUGUAGGUAAAUUUUUAAUCUGUGUUUGAUGAUAUGCAGCAAAAUUUUACAUUACAUCUAUUCUGCGUUCCGCAGUCACUUUGCAGUGUGGGCAGCAUAUCCCAAUAUAAAACUUAUGGAACCUUGCAGCUCAGUGUUGCCGGUUUUAAGCAGACGAACUUAAAGUCCGUCUAAAUACAAUAUUCCAGAAGUCAAAAACAUCUUAAUUUGAAAAUCUGUGGGUUUUAUUAUUUUUAAAUAAUUCAUAGAUAGGUACUAUGAAAGAUAUUUAUACGAUAUUAAAGAUAUAUCCACUUGCUUCCGUACAGCCAUGAUGUGAACUUGUCAGAUAGAGCUCAUUGGUACCUCGGGCGAAAAACAUUGGAUAUUUUAUUCAUCCAUGUUAUAAUUCACAUCUUUGUCAUAUGUUCCGAUGACGGAUCAAUUGUAAAGGGUUUUUACCCAUAUAUUUUUACUUUGGUGGUUAGCAUGUAGAUUCUAAGAUUGCACUGAUGAUGAUCGGUCAACCGAUCGAAAACUAGUUCUGUCUUUGAUGUAGCCCUGUAUAGGGAUUUUAACAAAUAUACCUUUUAUAAAGGAUAUAUCAUUUGAAUAUUAAUUUUAAUUAGCCUGUGAUUAAUAUUAUAUUUAAUAGUUAUUUAUGAUAUAAAUAUUAAAAGUACAAUUUUAAGGCACGCAUGUGAAAGUUUGCAGAAUGAGCGAAGCGAAUUCUGCAAUUCACAUGAGUACCUUAAAAUUGUACUUUUUAACACGUGUACUUUGUACGCACGUAAGAAGUUAUACUUCUAUUAUAUGAUUUCAACGAAAUAAAUAUACUUUCAACAGGUUAUUUGUAUUUAAAGAUUAAACUAAUUUUUACUUACUACUUUCCAAAAAUUUUUAUUAAAACAAUACUAAAAAUAAAAAAAAAAGUUAGAUAACACACGGAUUCGAACCGGCGACCUCUCGCUCUCCGGUCUAACGCGCUACCACCGAGCCAAACUCCCUUUGCUUUGACAGCUUACAAGAUUUCUCAUACAUACUGACAAAUUUAAUAGACCAAGUGAGGUAUAAAAUAGUUUAAAAUUUAUUUAAUAUAAAUAUUAAAAUCUCUUGGCAACACUGUCCUUCAUAAGAGUCUGUACUGAAAGGUGACCGUGGAACGCAGUAUAGUAGUGGCUCCUUUUUUUAUUUAGUGGAAUAUAAAUAAACCAAUCAGAUGGCGAUUUUUCCGACUUAUAAAGAACGACACAUAUAGAAUACAGGAUAUAUAAUCCUUUGUCACCUAGUGACUGCAGAAUUUCUCCCGGUAUUGUGUCGAUUCCUGGGGAUUUAUUUCUCUUUAACGAUUUAAUUGCGUUUUUUACUUCAGAGAGUAAUAAAGUAGUUUCUCUAGGGCAAUCGGAGGGCCAUAUAUUUUUUGCUGGAGUUUCGUUCUUUUAUUAAAGUAUAUUAAACAGAGUAUUUAGUUGAUAGAAAAGUUUAACGCCAACUAUUUUUAGAAGAAAAAUAGUAAAACUAAACAAAAGGUUAACAAAUAAAUAAAAUCAAAAGAAAUUGGAAUAAAAAAAUAUGGAAUUGACAUUAUUCUAACGUGGCCUACAAAUCUAAGUAUCAGAAUGAACUUUCGAAAAAAAAAACUGAAUCAUCCGUAAUUUGGUCUUUAAAGAAAACACAUCUUGCAAAAUUUUCGGAACAUUAAUGAACUAGGCAUGCUCUAAUUAGUGCCAUCUGUAGGCUAUAGUGGUAUUAAUACCAAUUUAAUAAACUGAACGUUUUAUAGAACGAAAACGAGAAACAUUUUUUGCUAAAUAACGCGUUGUUUUGACGUCAGCUGUCACUAUAUAGCUAAUAUCCAAUGAAUUACUGUACAUCCCGUAUUUAAUUAAUAAAAUCAUAAAAUGAGCAUGUUGUAUAAUAUUCUUUUAGUUGAUUUAUUUUUGUAUGUGAUCUCGAUUUUAUUCAAAAUUAGCACAAUAUUUGAGAACUUGUCUUUUGUUUGAAAAUAGUUUCUUUUAUUAACUUUUCGUUGUAAAUUACAAAGUGUAUUUGAAAUAAACAUAUUCAAAUUACA